Messenger RNA from Botrytis byssoidea, 846 nucleotides. RefSeq lists its product as uncharacterized. NCBI's taxonomy places the organism in Eukaryota, Fungi, Ascomycota, Leotiomycetes, Helotiales, Sclerotiniaceae. The record is from RefSeq and is a predicted model, not a curated record. The transcript has a single exon. Bases 1 to 846 code for a protein of 281 amino acids.
AUGGGCUCCACCGUGCGAGAAAGUACUUGCUAUGAUUCGACCUAUUUGGCCGAAUACUACGACAUCUGGACAGGCACCCGCAAUGACACCAGCUACAAUUCAAAUGCGCUCGUCCAGAUGGUCUCUAAAGCACCAUCCUCACACAUUCUCGUGCUUGAUGCUUGCACUGGCACUGGCCGGCUGAUUCAAGCAAUCACUAGCUAUGCGAAAGAUCAGUCUGAUAUUUCUCUUGCUAAUGUGGAGUUCAUGGGGCUCGACAAUGAGCCCCAUAUGAUUGCGCGAGCGGAGAAAAUAAAUUCAAAACUUCCUGUUCAAUCUGGCUGUCGAGGCAUUACCUGGCUUCUGGGCUCAGCGUUGGAAAUGUCCUCCAUCCCCGUCUUUCAAACAAAAAAGGUUGACCUUCUCACGAUUGGUUUCGGGAGUAUUUCGCACUUCUAUCAGCCAGGUCAACCUGAAAAGUUCUUAGAAGAAGUGGCUCAUAUCCUGACUCCGGGAACAGGAAUAGCUCAUAUCUCGAUUGUGAGCAAGCUCAUCGCAGACCCAGAGUUGGGUCUGGAUAAGGAUAUAACAGAUCCUUUGCCACCUAGUGAGCAUUCCAGUAUCGAGUUUCCAGGUGUAGUUUAUCGGGAGAAAGUGGUAGAAAAUGGCGUUCAGGGAAAUACUUGGCGCGUGGUCAGAGACAUUGAGGUCUGGAAGGAUGAGACUUUAAUCGAGAAGAAUCUGGACACAGCUUUGUUCCGUGUCUGGACUGAGAAAGAGCUGAGGGAAUUGGUUUCUGGAGCUGGCUUGCGAGUAUUAGAGAUAAUUCCCCAGGAGGUAGAUACAUUAUUUGUAGUGGGAUUUUGA